GUCGAAGCCUUGCUUCGUGGUCAUCCUGCUCCUAGCAGCUGAUGUCUUCGUCAUUGACUGUGCUCAAGAACUUUUGUAGCACGUGUACGAACAAAGCCCAUCUGUUUGCGCUAUCACCACGUCUCAUGACCGUGUACGCCUCGCCAAAGGACCAGUAUCUAUUAUUCUCGCUCUUCUAGAAAUGAAAAUGCAUUCUUGAUGGUACACUGCCGUUGGAUCUGAUUCGCCUUCGUCAGAAGACGGUAUGACGGCUUCGUCGCUUCUCAAAACUGAGUGGGACGCUCGACUGGAGGUGGUCACCAGUCUGCGGCACGAGCGACAGAAGCAGAAGCAGCAAGAGCUGCAGUCGCACCACGAGCAGCUCCGGGCAAAGGACGCCGAGAUCUGCGAGCUACUCCAUCUGCAGCAGCAGCACCUUCAGAAGAUCCGAGACCUGGAAAAGCAGUUGCAUCUCGCGGAGAAAAAACUGGGGUCUGCAUCCGGCGGAGCGGGAAACAGUACUACAACCUCGAGGAAGAAUUAUCAUUCUACAGCGAGCUCCUCCUGCUCUUCGAGCACAUUUCAGCCCCACGGUCGAUCGCACGGUGGCACGCAGGGCGCCGGAACGGCUGGCGGCGGAGUCACAAGGGCGACCUCUUCUACAAACGCGGUGGGAGCUGCGGCAUCGUCAAACCCACCACAGCUACUCCCCGGCGGCCCUGGGCAUGGUCAAUAUCAAAAUAGCAAUCUGCACCCGUCGUCGUAUGUCCACAACAGUCAGGGGGUACAAUCUCACAGCAGCAGCAGUAGUUCUUCGCACUACUAUAUCGAAAGGAAAAAUCCCCCCUCCCCAUAUCGAAAACGAAAUUUGUGAUGCUGUAUUUGAGGUCACAAAUCGACUCGUCAUGCUAGAAGGCCAAGAGCCGCAGUCGUGGCCUCGUUUGCAGGCAAUUUGUCAUGCUGUUUCCCACUCUCAGCUGCCUCCUAUCAUGCUGAAGAUGCAAGGCUUCCCCACGCCACCCAGCACUACAGCCCGCAUCUUUUCCCGUGUAGCAUGACAAAGCUGAUUUGUGACAACAAAUCUGCAUCACAGAUUUCCGUUUUGAUAUGGGGAGGGGGGAUUUUUCCUUUUGAUAUACUACUCCAACGCCUAUCACGCCCCCGACGAGGCCGGUGCGGGCUUUGGCGGUGGUGCAGGGCGGCACACGAAGGCUGCAAAUCUUCAGAGUGCGAGGGGGGAACAUUUCUACGCGUAUGUGAAUGGAGGUGGAGGUAGUGGCCAGCAGCAUGCAGCGGAAAACACAAGAGGGGGACAAGGACUACAUGCGCAGGUCCAGCACGGGGGUGCGACGGCCUCCAAUCAUGCACACUCGUCCAGCAUGCGGCACCUGCUUCAGUCCGAGCGGUUGGAAGCCCAGAUAUCCCCCGAAAGUGCUGCGUGAAGCUCGCGGUCAAUGCUGGAGAAUUUUUCUUCGUUGCGUUUUUGAUUUGAAAUAAAGCAAUACGUGGUGCUUCCGUCUUCAGGCGUAAACGUAGGGAGUAGCUCACUAUCUGAAGCGGCGCUGCAGCCCUGUGAUGGUCUUUGCGCAAAGAUUAUUUAUAUGUCUUUCUGUGUAUGAGUUUGAGUAUGCAAAUGCAUAAAAGACUUGUACUUGACUCACGACUUUGUGCCGGGAUAGGUGAAGAUGCACUCGCAAAAAGUGGACUUGGAGUCGAAGCUGCAGUCGCAGAAUCAGCACAAUCUGCAGUUGAAGGAGAAUUUGCAGAAUCUGAAGAAGCAAUUGGAGACGGAGCGGAAGGAGAAGCUGCGCUACUUUGCGGAAGUGAAGAAGCUGCAGCACCAAAACGACGCCCACCGAAUCCCCCACGCGUGCAACUUGGCGGCGCAGGCGCAGCAGAACCCGAGGUCGGGAAGCGCGGCAAUGUACACCGGCACUGCACCGGGUGGAGGCGGAAGCUCUUCGUCCACCGCGAACGGACCGGCAUCAAUGUCUCACCGCAGCGGAGCACAAAGCGCCGCGGCUCCCGGCGCUCGCGAGCGCUCGAACUCCGGGGACCGCGGAAGGCAAACGAAGGGCAGCAGCGCUCCCAAUGGCGCGCCGCCGGCACCGGUGCAACAAGCGAAUCAUGACAGGCGCGACCGUUCCCACUCAGGCGAAAAGAAGAUGAGCGCCCGCGGUGCCGACCGCUCACACUCCGGGAAUCGACCGCAGCGCCUUGCGAACGCGUUUGGAAAUUACUGCCUCGCGGAUCACGGUAUCGGUGUCCCAGGAUUUUUUCGAUUGUUUUUGCAUCGUGCACUCUGGCUAAGCCUCAUACGUUGAGUUCGUGCGCGAUCAUGCACGGAUCGUUGCAUUGCAUGGAGCUGUACCUUCCAUAUGAUUUUUGAAACAGACCGACUAAGCGGAGGCUCGUCCCUUCACCGACCGGGUUCCGCACGAAGAAGUCACACGGACGAGCGGCGCGGAGGUAAUUGUCACUUCAACAGAAUUUUCUUUCGUGUAAGGCUCCUCGGCAUUUUGGGAGGUUUUUACCUGGACAAAUGCAACAAGAAAUAUGAAAAAUUUGGAAAGAUGGCAUGUGGAUUGGUCAAUGAAAGGCUUCUUCUGCCACGGAUUGGAAAAACUUCCCUUUCGCCAGGCCCCGCCGCGCCGAAAAUGACGGCCUCGGCGCAAUCGGAGAGCAGCAGCCGCUUACACAGCGGAGGCCGCGCGUCGCCGAAAACCUACACGGACACUGCCGGCGCCGGGGGCUUGGAAGACGCGAUGGCGGCCAGCAGCACGCGAUUUGGGUCGUCGCACCGCGUAGCUAUGGAGACAAAGUUGCGGCGGCCGCAGUCUCCAAGGGGGCGCAGUCCGCGGUUCGCAGCGCCGCAGCGGUUUCACCCCGGCGGUGCGUCGCAGGACGCAGCGGCCCCGCAAAAGAACCACAUGGCCGCGUACUACGCCUCGCAAAACGCCGCACGGUGAUCAUGGGAACGAAGUGCGAAAGUGUGGACGGGAAUGAGAGCGUUGAGCCCCUUAUUUGUGGCAGUCCAGAGUCAAUGUUCUUCCUCUUUUUAUUCUAUAAUACGCAA
Molecule: messenger RNA, 3055 nt
Organism: Amoebophrya sp. A120
Lineage: Eukaryota; Dinophyceae; Syndiniales; Amoebophryaceae
Source: the annotation of a GenBank genome assembly